This is a messenger RNA of Mya arenaria, 2019 nucleotides long. RefSeq names its product histidine N-acetyltransferase-like. The transcript has 4 exons. Gene Ontology annotation, molecular function: acyltransferase activity, transferring groups other than amino-acyl groups. Bases 68 to 1024 code for a protein of 318 amino acids. NCBI's taxonomy places the organism in Eukaryota, Metazoa, Mollusca, Bivalvia, Myida, Myidae. The record is from RefSeq and is a predicted model, not a curated record.
CAUACAUAGUAAUAAAUAUAUCUAUAUUUUAGGAAUAAGAAGGGUUAGGGCAGUGAAACCAUCAGUUAUGGCCACCGAUUCACCAAGCUCCGUUGCAUUCCGAUUGUCGACCCCAGAAGACAAGGAUGCAGUGCUUAGUAUCCAUGGAAAUGUAUACGAGGGACGUGACUAUCUGCCCGCAUACUAUGACAAAUUCAUGGAGUGCGCAAUGACAAAGUCCUACGUUGCUGUUUUAGAUGGAGAGAUUGUAGGAUUUUGUGCGUCCCUUUUGGUGGAUUCUGGGAAAACAUGUGUUUCCAGAGCGUCCCGUGUUAGUCCUCGCGUCGCCAGCAAGGGAGUGUACACGGCCCUUAAAGCACACGCCUACGCCCAGUCAGGAGCAAUACGUCAAACUUCAGUAGUAGUGGACGCCAACCAGGCUGUGUUGAAACCGACGUUUCAGGUCAAUAAGAAGCUCAUUCUGACGCAUUUAAUGACACGCUACGUGUUUGAUGCUGCUCAGCUGACGUCACUCGACGUGUGUCCAAGUCAAGGCGUGGUCAAUACGCCCAACCAGUCUGCGUUAUUGAGGUAUCUCACUACGCCAGCGGUUUCCAAUUAUCUCUUUCCUGACGAUCGAAUAGUCGUAGACUGGAUUCCGUUCCGACUAAAACCUGAAAACGUGCCAUUACUGACAUGGUCAGGGAGUAAUUGUGCCGGUUUUACAAGUGUACCCGAGGGUGAGUCCCCGAGCGGGUUGUUAUCGUUUGAUACCAUUUUUAAAUCCAUAGAUCCACCAUACGCCUGCAACAUGGAGAUUUACGGCACGGACAUCACGACGCUAAAACACCAUUUAGCAUUCCAUCUUAGGCGUAUAAGAGAGCUGACUAACGGGCCGACAAGCCUAUUGGUUAUCGUCCACCCCGGUUUCAACCACUCCUAUUUAAAGAAGACCUUCAGAGAAUUUGGCUUGGAAACUGAACUAUGGCGAUCUAAAGUCAAUCCAUCAUUAUGCUAUUCGAAACAAUUCGUAUUUGAAAGUUAGAAUGAAUGAACAUCCCAGAAGCCUUUGUGGAAAGUUUCAAUUUGUGCUUCAUAUAUAAACACAGAAACAUGGUUGAACUAUUUUAUCUAAGUGGGCUACGUGAUCGUGGCAUGUGUAAAAUGUAUACGUUGAAAGUGAUUUAUGCGCGAUUGAGCGAGGCUUCAAAACGCGCAAGUGCAUGUUUAACGAGAAUUUUUGCAUAUAUAUUCAUAACCAAACUGCAACACUGACGUGCACGCGUAACUACACGUACAAGUACACGUACGCAUCGUGUUUCACAACCUCUGUAUUAUGAAGGGUUAGGCGUUCAAUAUCAUUAUCUAAAUCGUACACUCACUUCAUGAAACAUCAUUAAGUGGUCAACAUAUUGUUUAGUCCAAUGAGGAAGUAUUUGCCAUUACAUUUAUUUCAAUAAAUCAGAAGUCAGCCGUUAUUGGUUUUAAUCAGGUGAACCGGUAGAUAUAAUCAGCGGCAGGCUCAAUUUUUGUAUGUUCAUUUGUUAAACACCUCGUACCACAUGUAUUAUAUGUGCAGAGUGUACAAUAAGCUUUGAGAGUUUUGCUAGUUUACGCAAUAGCAUGCAGAACACUAAAGUACGUACUAACACAAAAUAACUGGUAUGCGACUGUUUUAAUAAUAUAAAAACCAAUAACAUUGCCUACGACGUAAGGCGUAUAAAGGACAGCCAAAGGCUUUGACAAACUUGUUUAUGGCUGGCUGCCGUGUGGCAAGUAUGCCACGUUUUGACCGGAUCGAUCUGUAUUACUUCAAACUCCAUAUUGCAGACCUUUCUAUAAAGGUAUCAUCCACAUUUUAUAAUGAAAAGAUGAUGAUUAGAUUAAAUAAUAAGAUAAUGAAAUACUAUAAAGUAUGUAAAAAUAUUCUAUGAUUACAUGUGUUGUGAUGAUGAUGAAAAUCAAAUUUUCACAUCAAAGGCUAAUUUAUUGAACACUUACUCCAUUCAUUAGGAUUUAACCAUGCGAGUAUGUACCGAA